Molecule: messenger RNA, 7110 nt
Organism: Clonostachys byssicola
Lineage: Eukaryota; Fungi; Ascomycota; Sordariomycetes; Hypocreales; Bionectriaceae
Source: the annotation of a GenBank genome assembly
AUGGACAGGCAACGCCCGAUUAGCCCUUUGGCGGUAGUAGGCAUCUCCUGUAGACUGCCUGGCGGUGCCAAUGAUACCGACAAGCUAUGGGACCUAUUGAAGGAUGGUGUUGACACAUGGUCACCAGUACCAGAAGACCGGUUCAACGAGAGCGCAUUUCAUCACCCUAGUCCGGACGAUCCCAACGGAAGCAACAACCACCGUGGUGGGCACUUUAUUGAUGCCAGCAUAUCAAGUUUCGAUGCCUCCUUCUUCCGAAUAUCACCACAGCAGGCGGCUGUCAUGGACCCCCAGCAGCGAAUCCUGCUGGAAAUGACUUAUGAGGCACUUGAGAGCGCUGGCAUGCCUCGUGAGCAAUACAGAGGCUCGAAUACUGGCGUAUUCGGCGCUCUCUUCAUCACCGACUUUAAACGUAACAUGCUCAAGGACACUAUCGGAAAGUCACCCUAUACUCUGCUGGGAAAUGAAGCGGCAAUACUCACAAACCGAAUUUCACAUGCACUUGAUCUACGCGGCCCGUCACUGACACUUGAUACCGGCUGUUCUGGGGGAAUGGUUGCUCUACAUCAGGCAUGCAACGCCCUGCACAGUGGAGAGUGCGAGACAGCUAUUGUUGUAUCCGGGAACAUCACGCUGAGCCCUGACCAUACAGCGGAAAUGGCCAAUCUACACUUCUUGAAUAGCGACGGGCGUUCAUAUCCAUUUGAUAGCCGAGGAGAUGGAUAUGGACGUGGGGAGGGCUUUGUUGUCAUUAUUCUCAAACGCAUGCAAGACGCCAUUGAUGGUCGGUUUCCAGUCCAAGCCGUGAUUCGAAGUACAGCCAUCAACCAGGACGGUUACACCCCCGAGGGCAUUACAUACCCCAACAGCAAGGCUCAAGAGGACCUUAUUAGAUACACCUAUGCAAGAGCUGGCUUACGGCCCCAAGACGUCUCUUACAUCGAGGCUCAUGGGACGGGAACGAUGGCCGGUGAUUUCCAAGAGCUUUCUGCCAUUUCCAACACCUUCACAGGCGCAGGCCGCUCCUUGCCAUUGAUUGUAGGCUCGAUCAAGGGCAAUAUAGGGCACACAGAGAACACCAGUGGUCUGGCUGGACUACUCAAAUCGAUACUUGUGCUCCAGCGCAAAGAGAUCCCUCCCUUGGCUUGCUUUGAGAAACCAAAGCCGGGCCUACCGCUCGACCAUAUCAACCUGCCAACAACUCUAUCACCCUUGCCCCAGGAAUCAGGUCGACCUUCACUGGUUUCUAUCAACUCCUUUGGCUUUGGGGGCACAAACGGUCAUGCGAUUCUAGAAGAGGCUCCCAAAGCAGCCGUCUCAUCCGCUGACUGCUCCUCAAACAGUUCACCUCUUCUCUUCCAUUUUUCUGCCGACUGCAAGGAAUCGCUCUUGGCGACUAUGAGAGAUCAUCAGUCAUGGCUCAGUCUCCACCAGGACGCAUCACUGGUCGAUAUCUCAUACACCCUCUGUGAGCGCCGCACUGCGUUCCCAUGGCGUUUCAGCUGCGUUGCUGAAACGCAUGCUCAACUUGCAGAGAAGCUGGCCGACGGCGCGGCCGGCUCGAUCCAGGCCACUCCUUCAAAGAAGACGAGCGUUGCAUAUGUGUUUACCGGUCAGGGUGCCCAGUGGAUUGGCAUGGGUCGUGAACUGAUGAAGGGGGAGAACGGCACAGCUUCUGCAUUCUGCGCUUCGAUCCAUGCUUCCACCAAGAUUCUCUUGGCACUUGGUGCAACAUGGAAUCUUGAGGCGGCACUUACUGGAACUGGGGCAGAAGCAGAGUUGAUCAACACGGCCGAGUUGGCGCAGCCUGUAACCACCGCUUUACAAAGUAUGUUGCCUACCUUCAAUCACUUUCAAGUUUCAAAAAAUGGGAAUACCAUAAUUGCCUUGAUAUCCCUAUUACGCAGCCAGGGCAUAAAGCCCGACGUCGUUGUAGGGCACUCAAGCGGCGAGAUUGCAGCUGCGUAUACCGCGGGCUAUCUUUCUCACCAUGCUGCCCUCGCCGUCGCGUUCCACCGUGGCUUCAUGGCCCAGACGGCUAAGUCGAAGGAUUGUCCUGCCGGUGGCAUGAUGUCUGUAGGUCUUGGUGAAAAUGAAGCAAGCGAGCUUCUUCAAGGUCUCCAAAGUGGAAAGGCUGUCACUGCAUGUAUUAACAGUCCUAGCAAUGUCACCAUCUCGGGUGAUGCAGCUGCCCUUGACGAAGUUUCUUCAAUCUUGCAAGCUGAUGGAAACGGCACGUUUCAUCGCCGCUUGGCGGUCGACACAGCCUAUCACUCCCAUCACAUGCAGGUUGUAGCAGAAGACUAUCGCACACGCCUUGCUGGACUUGAGCACAUGGAGCCUGAAGAGACCACUGAGCGCCCUGUUUUCAUCUCCUCGGUCACAGGAGUUGCCAAAUCAAGCCAGUUUGGUAUACAGUAUUGGAUUGAUAAUCUGGUUUCUCCUGUACGGUUCUGCGAUGCCGUCCAAGUUGUAUCACAAGACUUCUAUAGUGCCAGUCAACGCAGCUCUCAUGUUUUCUUUGUCGAAAUUGGUCCGCACCCUGCUCUGGCAGGUCCGGUUCGUCAGUCUUUGGGUGCACUUCCAGGAAAGGGCUUCGAAUUUGACUACAGCUCCGUCCUCCAGCGAAAGAUGAGUGCCGUCGUAAGUGCGCUCUCACUGCUUGGUCGAUUCUUUGAGAGAGACGUGCCCAUCGCGUCUGGUGCACUCGCCGAUCUGACUCCUCGACUCUCUACGGCCAAAGUAUGCCCCGACUUGCCAUCUUAUGCGUGGGAUCACUCUGUUGAUCACUGGAGAGAGUUCCGCCACAGCUCCGAACAUCGCUUUCGACGUCACCCGUAUCACGAUCUACUUGGUGUGCGCAUACCAGGUUCAGCUAGUAACGAACCUCAGUGGCGCCAUGUCAUUGGCUUGGACACGUUGCCAUGGCUCGCAGACCACAUCAUUGAUGGCCUAUCCAUCUUUCCUGGAUCUGGGUAUAUGUGCAUGGCGGCAGAGGGAAUUCGGCAGAUACAUAUGGAUUCUCACCCCACAAAGAAGCUUGAGUCUUUGGUUUUUCGGCAGGUUUCGUUCCUCCGAGCACUCGUCAUCCCGACCAGUGGCCAGGUCGAGCUGUAUCUGCGGUUUAAGCCGCGAUCGACCAUUGGUCUUGACUUUUCUUUCUCAAUCUCAACUCUAUCUGAUGGUCAGUGGAAUGAAAACUGCACGGGCCUUAUCGAGGGGCUGCUCGUUGAUGAGCUCUUGGGGACUGCUCAAGAUGCCGCUCAUGCCGCCCGGACUGAGCCGGUUCAUGAGUAUGAUCUUCCAGCCAGCCAACUUUACGAGACGCUCAAGACGGCCGGUAACGCAUACGGCCCAACCUUUGCCGCGAUACGGUCCUACAUGUAUACAUCUGAUGAUCAGCUUCAAGCCACAGCAACUGUAGCCGUUCCUGACGUGGCUGCCACCAUGCGUGCUCGCUAUCAACAGCCUCACUUGAUACAUCCCACGACUCUCGAUGCUAUCCUACAUACAUCCCUUCCUGUCGCCGAGAAGCGCCUGGGAUCAGGCUCGAUAAUGCCCGUGUACAUCGAGGAGCUUCUUGUGUCCGCCACAUCAGACCUUCCCAGUGACCCUGGCUCCGAGCUAGAAGUGAAGACCAAGAUCUCGUCUGGCCAUCUCCGAACCGCGUAUACCGAUUUCUCCGUCACAGCUGGUAAUAUCCCCGUCAUGAUGAUUUCUGGCGCUGAAAUGCGCAAGGUGGGAGGCAGUGCGGAGGAUGCAAGCCAAAUCACAGCUGAAGAGCAGCGGCCAGCUUGCUUCCAAGUUGAGUGGGGAGCUGACCAGGAAUUCCUCCGAGCCGAAGAAAUGGGAGUGAAUCCCACGUUGGAGCAACUUCUCGGUCAUAUAGCGUUCAAGACUCCAGGGCUUUCCGUUUUGGACAUUGGGCCCAGUCGGCGAGCCAAUUCAAUCUCUGUCGCCGACGUGAUCCAGGGACAUAGGGGUUCUGUGAGCAUUUAUGACAUGGUCGAGCCCGCCUCUGAACCUCAUGGUGUCAAUGGCGUCAAUGGUAUCAAUGGUAUCAAUAGUGUGAAUGGUAUCAAUGGUGUCAAUGGUGUCAACGGGGUCAACGGGGUCAACGGGGUCAACGGGGUCAACGGCCAUCGGACUGACAAUCUCGAAAGUAUCAAGCAGAGCUUGCGGUCGUCAGCUUAUGAUGUUAUCUUGGUCACACACUCCGAGUGGAUACAUGCUGCCUCCUCGUUGCUCAAGCCCGGUGGUGUCUUAAUCCCUACUCUAGAGAUUACUGAUGAACUUCCAUCUAUGGAGUCAGUCCCGAUGAAGAGCCAGCUUUGUUUUAGGGAUAAUGAUCUAAAUCUUUCCAUCACGAUGCUGCGCCCCUCGAGCGAGCAGACCAUGGCAAACUCGAAUACAGUUCAAGUCAUAUGUCAUUCGGAAGAGUCUUCCCUUUCUCCCUGGACAAGGAAUCUCGUCGACACGCUACCCUCCUACCGUGUCGGGAUUGAAGGUUCUCCUACCACGUUGAAUAGCACAGCCGUUGCUGCCAGCGCCACAUCGGACAAGACCACGCUGGUUAUCGAAGAUCAGUCUACAGCAAUCUUAUCAGACGAGAAAUAUUUCGAAGCAGGAAUAUCUCUGUUGAAGCAGCCGGCGAGGAUCGUAUGGAUAAGCUCGGAAAAGGACAUCCGGAUGCAUCAGAUCACCGGUGUGAUCAGAACAGCCCAUGCAGAGAACGACAACUUACAUGCUACCACCAUCCACGUGGGCUCGGAGUCACCUUCAGGCUCUCGAUUCCAUGAAUUGGUUGCCUUCGCCGUUUCCAAGGUAGGUGACAGCAAUAGAGAGCGAGAAUACCGUGUGCUGGACAAUGGCACGAUUAUGGUGCCUCGCCUUCGCGCACACGAUGGAUAUACGAACGCUAUUCGAGCCGAGCUGAGCGAAACUUAUGAAAUUACGGAACGGCCCAUUACCGAUAUAUCUCGGCCCGUCAGACUUCAUGUUAGUGAUGAUCGAGGAAUCAACGAUCCUUGCUUUUCUGAAGAACAACCACCAUCCGCCAGAGCAUUGGCCCCGGACGAGGUUCAGUUGGCUGUGGAAUACAUGUCGUUGGCAAAAUCCUACCAUUCAACCCAACUGUGUGAAUAUGUUGGUACCGUCGCUAGGAUUGGUUCAUCGGUCAACCAUUUCACCAUCGGGGAUACCGUGAUUGCUUUGGGCUCUUCAAUGGGUUCAAGUCAUCCCUACAUGCCCCGAGCCCACGUGGCUCGUUUACCCAUGGGAGUACCUCCAGCAAAAGCUUCGGCUCUCCUGUUAACUGCAAUGGCCGCUUCUUACUCAAUACGAGAACUGGCUAAGUUGAGCCUAAGAGACGCAGUCCUGAUCCAUGGAGCAUCCACAGCGGCGGGCCGAGCGGCCAUCUCGGCUGCCAAGGCCAUUGGAUUACGCAUCACCUGUACUGCAGGUGACUCUGUUGAGGCCAAAUCUCUUCAGGAAAGAGAAGGAUUGUUAGCCAGUGAUAUUUUUGUUACUCGGCCCUCUUUUAGCCGCCUCUCCGCGGAGCAAGUGUUUAGCACCGCUGUAGAUGCCAUUGUUAUUGCAUCUGAAGCCUCACUUCCGGUCGAAGUCAUGAGACAUUUGCGUCCGGGGGGGUCUGUGAUCCUCACAGACUCUUUCAGCCACCAAAAGUCUAUGACCACACUGCCAGGCAAGUUGCCGGCAAACGCCACUUUAUACCACUGCAACGUCGAUGAGCUAUUGGCAGCAUGUCCCCAAAAGAUUUCGUCUCUUCUUCCUGAUGCUGUUGCUAUACUGAGUGGCGUCUCCCUCGAUGGCCUAGACAUUCUAGUCAAUGAUGUCUCCAAGACUCCUGAGGUACUGAAACUGCUCGACAGCAACAUGUAUUCCAAGGCGGUCAUACGUGUCAAUGCAGACUCUCAGACGUCAGUCAGAGCUAUGAAGAGUUCCAUGUGGCAGGGUCAAGAGGCGACCUUUGUUGUUUCGGGAGGAUUAGGCGAUUUAGGGCAACGGUGUCUAAAGAUGUUAGCACAUCGUGGCGCAAGGUCACUCGUUACUUUCUCAAGAAGCUUCCUUACUCCCGAAAAGCUACAAAGUCUUGAGAGAGCUCUGGAAGAUAUUCAACCAGGUUGCCGCCUAUAUUGUAUUGAAUGUGACAUCUCGAUCGAGAGCAGUGUCAAGGAGGCAGCUCAGAAGAUCAAGGAUCUAGGACUUCCACCAGUUUGUGGAAUUAUACAGUCUUCUACGAUACUCCGAGACAGCACAUUUGAGACGAUUAAUUUCGCAGACUACCAGUUGACCUCACGUAUCAAGGUAGAUGGCUCCAUACAUCUUUACAACGCAAUGUCAUCUCCCAGCUUAAAGUUUUUCAUAUCUAUGUCUUCCGUUGUCGCUGUAGUCGGUACCAGCGGUCAGGCCAACUACAGCGCUGGCAAUGUGGCUCAGGACAUCAUGUCACAACUACACAGAGGAGAUUCCUGCCAUUUCACCUCUCUCAACAUUGGUUGGGUUGAAGACUCCCAUCUAACGUCAGAGUUUGAUGUCCGCAAGAAUGCCAUCCUUCGCGCUGGGCUUUCCCCAGUAGGACCAGAGACUCUCUACAAAUACCUCGACUACUCCUUUGCAUCCUCGGCCACCGAAGACCACGUAUCCCAAAUCGUAAUUGGGAUUGAACCAAAGGUCAUUGCCCAGUCUAUCGCCACCAACGGCACUGUUUAUUCCCCAAUGUUCAGUCAUGUUUUGCAUGGUAUCGCAGAUAGCACAGAGCCAAAACGCGAGACUACCGCCCAGAACUUUGCGCAGGUUGCUGCCUCUGGUGACAUUGACAUAAUUAUCGACUUUAUAGCUACGAGAUUUACCAUCCAACUAGCUAAGCUCAUCUACGCCGACCCUUCAACAAUUGAUCGUUACCGUACAUCUCUGCUGGCCCUGGGACUGGAUUCUCUGAUUGCAAUAGAGCUCCGAAACUGGAUUCAGAGAGAAUUUGACGCACGGCUGCAGUCAUCUGAGAUUUUCGCCCAACAGGAUGUUUAUACUCUUGCGGAGAAGAUUGCCUCACGGUCUCAGGUUGUUUCCGGACUUGAAUUUGAGGUAUAA